Messenger RNA from Glarea lozoyensis ATCC 20868, 2556 nucleotides. RefSeq names its product Pectin lyase-like protein. The record is from RefSeq and is a predicted model, not a curated record. The transcript is spliced from 4 exons. Bases 1 to 2556 code for a protein of 851 amino acids. Lineage: Eukaryota; Fungi; Ascomycota; Leotiomycetes; Helotiales; Helotiaceae. Gene Ontology annotation, molecular function: polygalacturonase activity.
AUGCACUUCCGUGCUAAGCAACUUCUUCUUUUAGGGGUAACUAAUACAGUCGCUACCUCCUUGAAGAUACCAUGGGUAGACUCUGUUGUAGAGUUGAUGACAAGCGAGUUGUCUUCUGCCGUUCAUUAUAACGGGCCUAGCAGUCAGGCUCAAGGUGCCCAUGAUACUUCCUCACAUCAGCAGGUUCUUCAAGUCUCCCAAGAAUCUGGCCACUCCGAUCCACCAGAUGGGUCGCCAGAAGAUGACCCAGACAAUUCGCCCCCUACACUACCCUAUUGGUUUGAGCAUAUCAAGCACCAGGGGGUAGCUGCUUUCAACUCAAAGCCAAGCGAAUACCAGGUUUAUCGGAAUGUGAAAGAUUUUGGAGCAAAAGGUGAUGGAAAAGCUGAUGAUACUACCGCUAUCAAUAAUGCAAUUAAAAACGGCGGAAGGUGUGAGCCUGGAAAGUGCAAUUCAACCACGAUCACACCAGCCGUAGUUUACUUUCCGGCUGGCACCUACAAAAUCUCGUCUUCCAUCAUUGAUUAUUACUACACACAGCUUAUCGGCAAUCCGAACAACCUCACAAUUCUUCAUGCCACUUCAGACUUUAAAGGAUUUGGCUUGAUCGACGGAAACCGUUAUGCCGCAGGCGGUAAACUAGGAUUCGGAUCCACCAAUCUGUUCUAUCGUCAGGUUCGAAAUUUUGUUUUUGAUACCAGAAACGUGUCAGCGGAAAGCUCUGUUACCGGAAUUCAUUGGCCCACGGCACAAGCGACCAGUCUACAAAAUUGUGUCUUCCAAUUGAGUGAUGCCCCGGGUACCCAACACCAAGGCAUAUUUAUCGAAGACGGUUCCGGCGGCUUCAUGAGUGACCUAGAGUUUUACGGUGGAAACUACGGCAUGUCUCUUGGAAACCAACAAUUUACAAUGCGGAACAUCAAGCUCUCUAAUUCAGUCACCGCUAUCAAUCAAUUUUGGAACUGGGGUUGGACUUUUAUGGGCAUUGAGAUCGAGAACUGUACAACAGGACUCAAUAUGUCAAGCGGGGGUUCCCAGAAACAAACUGUCGGCUCCGUAACAUUCAUCGACAGUAUAAUUUCAAGGACAAAAGUUGGUAUAAUCACUGCUCACUCUUUAGACUCGUCGCCGAAAACUGCUGGAAACCUAGUUCUUGAAAACAUUCGACUGCACCAAGUCGACGUUGCGGUCCAAGGAGAAAGUGGAACACUUCUAAAUGGCACACCUGGUUACAAGAAGGUUCAAGCGUGGGCUCAAGGUCACCAAUAUACUCUUGAUACCGCUCCUAGAAACUUACAACAACCAUCUGAACCUUUCUAUCGACCAGAAUCUCUCACAAGAAGAGGAAGAUUCUACACCCGAUCAAAGCCACAAUACGAAAGAAUUCCACUCGACAGAUUCGUCAGUGUCCGAGACGCAGGUGCCAAAGGAGACGGCGAAACAGACGACACCCUCGCCUUAGCCCGAGUCAUCCAAAGUGCUGCCGAAAACGACCAAAUCGUCUAUAUCGACGCCGGAACCUACAAAGUAACUUCAACCAUCUACAUCCCACCCAACUCAAAAAUAGUAGGAGAAACAUAUCCCGUCAUCCUAGGAUACGGCGCCUACUUCUCCCAGCCCACCUCGCCCAAAGCUGUCCUCCGCGUCGGUAAUCCAGGCGAAGCAGGUAUCGUCGAACUCUCCGACCUAAUCCUCUCAACCCAAGGCGCAACAUCCGGAGCCAUCCUUAUAGAAUGGAACCUCGCAACCCCAGGACACACCCCCUCCGGAAUCUGGGACGUCCACACACGCAUCGGCGGCUUCAAAGGCUCUCAACUAAGCUACGCCGACUGUCCCGCAAGUCCAAACACCAUAUCCAUCAACCUCAUCUGCAUCGCCGCGUUCGCAAGCGUCUACCUCUCCCCCUCAGCAUCGGGUCUCUACCUCGAGAACGUCUGGCUCUGGGUCGCAGACCACGAUAUCGACGAUCCUGAGCUCCGACAAACCACCAUCUACGGCGGACGAGGCUUCUACUCGGAGUCCAGGGAUGGGAAUAUUUUCCUUGUGGGAACCGCGUCGGAACAUCAUGCUAUGUACCAAUACCAGUUCGCUAAUACGAAGAAUGUAUUCGCUGGGCAACUACAGACGGAGACGGCGUAUUAUCAACCUAAUCCACCUGCUACGAAGCCUUUUGAGCCGGUGGAGGGGUGGAACGAUCCGAUUUUCCCGAGAGCUUGCGAGGUGGAUGAUGGAAAUUGUCGUGGUGGAUGGGGUCUUCGCGUUUUGAAUUCUCGUGAUCUGUUAGUUUACGGCGCUGGGUUGUACAGUUUCUUCAGUAACUGCUCCACCGACUGUUCCAAAAACCCCUCCUCCCCAAAAUGCCAAACGCGAAUCUUCAGCCUCGAAGCUCGCAUCCAGAACGUCAAUGUGUAUAACCUAAACACUAUCGGCGUCAAGGAGAUGAUUAAUAUUGACGGCGAAGCGAUUGCUGAGGGCAAGGGGAACGAGAAUGUGUUUCCGAACUCGGUGGCGAUUUUUAGGAGCGACGGUGAUAAAGGGUAUGAUAGGGGGUUAUAA